GUUCAAAUCAUUUAUCUAAGGUAGUAUUUGUACCUCACCUCAUCAAGUCCCCCAAGUUCAUAUGCAAAAUUUUUCUUCUAAUAAUUUUGGGUUUGAACUUUUAAAAUUUCCUUAGCCAUGGAAAAGGAUAAUUGAUUUCACAAUUUUCUCCUCCUUUUUCUCUUUUAUCUCUUUCGGCUGCCAAAAGGGACCCAAAAGAUAUAUCCCUAUUUUUUUUUUAUAGUUUUCUCUGGUAGCGGCUGAAUCCAAGUGGUGAACCUUUCUUAUUUUGUUAAUGGUUGUAGGGAAAUCAGAUUCAAGGAGAUAAAGGCAAGGGCCGUAAUGAGAUAAGCAGCGUGUAUAUAUACCUACGUUUCGGUCCUCACGCAUCAGUAGUCUGGUGGAACACCUUUUAGUUUAAUAUCGAAGCAACUUUUAUUAAAACAGUAUUGUUAUUUGUGAUCCGUAGGAUCAUCUAGCCGGCCCAUCACACAUUCCUCAAAGUUGAAUUGUGACGAUUUGAUGUUCCUUGUCUGCGAGUUUGGUGAUUUAAUUGAUUGUUCCGCUUUGGUAGAGCUAUAGCAGACAUUACUUCUCUUGUGUGAAGCAUCAGGAGGUGUUUCCCUUGGCAUGUCGGAAGCUAGUAGUGACCACGUUGGGGGUACUAGUAUUGAGGGGACUAGUGAGACUGUGGGUAAGGUUAGUAAGGUUAGGAGACCACCCGAGAGUAUUGGUGAUUGUCUCUCCUCCCUAACUAGUGAUGAUCUCUCAGCUUGACUAGUUCAUAUCCAUACCUUGUUAGAUAUCAUCCUUCCCUUCCUACUGAGGAUGAGAUGGCUAAUUCCCCACCUCUUGGGAAGAUUACUUUGUAUAAGACUUUCCUUACCCACUCUAACCUUAGGCUUCCUUUUACACCUUUCUUUAUCAAGGUGUUAUCUCACUAUAGAAUAAGUGUUGCUUAGUUGAAUCCAUCCGGGGCUUGGAAAAUUGUUGCCUUUGAGAUGCUAUCCAAAGCCUUAGGUUACAUCCCUUCCUUAACCUUGUUUAGAAAGUUCUUUAUCUUGACCAGGAAGGGUGAUUGGUUUAUAUUCACCUUCCGAGACAAUGACCAUAAAUUUAUAGGCAACCCCCUGAAGCCUUCCUUGUGGCGAUGUGACUACUUCUUUGUUGAUGACACAUUUGUUCCGGAUGAGCUCAAGAAUAUGUUUCGUUUGGGUAGGAAAGUUGAUGAUAGGUUGAUGAAUAAAUCCGUUAAUGAGAAAGUUGCAGAUGUGUUAAUUAAUAGAGCUCAUUACAAAGCACUUCGGGUUAGGUCUAUUCCAUAUAAAUCUUAUCCCGAAGGGAUGUUGGCCAUGGUUGGGCUUAGCCCAGAUUGGGAUUGGGCAGAGAUCCCCAUACUUAGGAGGAGAUCCACUAGAGAAUUGAUAACCUUAAUGGAGGGGCUUAAUCUUUCCUUGUCAGAUCUUGAGGUUGAUGCAGCCUCUGAAGAUAAAGGGAUGCGCCUUCGUGGACAAGUUGGUGAGGUGAUAUCCUUUAAGCCUGAUGGACUUGGUAACCGGUCCCUGUUUGAGAUGCUUGAUGAUACCUCUCUAUCUACUCUUGAUUCAUUAGAGAUUUCAGAUGUUUCUAGAUUCAUCAUUGAAGAUCCAUCUCCCUCAAUACCCUUCCCCGACCCAGAAGGAACAACCUGGGAAAUAGGAGUGAAUUCCUCCAUUUUAGUCAAGAAACAAACAAAUAAACACCAAAAAACCGUCAGUGAUCAGUAAAUUCACGGAUGGUGCCAAUGUUUGAGCAUGAAAAUGAGGAGCUCAAUCACAAAAGGGGUUUAACCACAAGAAUCAUCAUGAUCUCCUACAAGGUAGUGCAAACCUACUAAAUUCUUGGCGAAUCUAAGGUGUAUGAUGAUUUUCCCAUAGAGAUGUAUCGAUCUAUGGAGGAUAUGAAUGUAAUAUGAUUAUAUAUGAUGAUUAAUUGAUGAUGGUGAAUAUCUAUAUUCUGAUGAUUAAUUGUACUGGAGAUGUGCAGAGAAUGUUGUAAUGAAUAUAUGUGUAUCGUACGAAUAUGAUUGUAUGCGAAGUUGUAUGGUAUUGAAUUGAAUAUGCUGACA
Erigeron canadensis is the source of this 2086-nucleotide messenger RNA. RefSeq lists its product as uncharacterized. NCBI's taxonomy places the organism in Eukaryota, Viridiplantae, Streptophyta, Magnoliopsida, Asterales, Asteraceae. Bases 981 to 1745 code for a protein of 254 amino acids. The transcript is spliced from 5 exons. The record is from RefSeq and is a predicted model, not a curated record.